CCUUGCCCUAGCCGGAAUUAACACCCCUCCCCCCAAGCUGGCUAAGAUGGUCCUUCCUUUUAGCCCUGAUCAAUGCUCAGAAUAACCUGGAGGAGUUGGAGAGCAGAUGGAGGGAACUGUGCUCUGGAUACUGCUUCUUCAAGGGCUUCUGGACCUUGGAUGGGGGAGGAGUGAGGAGCUUCGGCUUUAUCACCAUCUCUUCAAUCGCUAUGAUCCUACCCGAAGGCCAGUAAGAGGGCCAGAAGAAAAAGUUUCUGUCAAUUUCAAGGUCACCUUGACUAAUCUUAUCUCCUUGAAUGAGAAACAAGAGACUCUCACUACCAGUGUUUGGAUUGGAAUUGACUGGAUUGAUCAUCGGCUGAACUACAGCAGUAAGGACUUCGGAGGCAUCACCACGCUGAGAGUCCCCGCUAACCUGGUGUGGCUUCCCGACAUCGUGCUGGAGAACAACAUAGACGGAGUGUUUGGAGUGGCCUACGAGGCCAACGUGCUGGUGAGCGAAGGCGGCUUUGUGAGCUGGCUCCCUCCCGCCAUCUACCGCAGCACCUGCGCAGUAGAAGUCACCUACUUUCCCUUUGACUGGCAAAACUGCUCCCUGAUCUUUCGGUCUCAGACGUACAGCGCUGCGGAAGUGGCCAUUGUCUUCUCGGAGGAGUCUGGCCAGGUGCUAAACAAGAUCCAGAUUGAUGCGGAGGCCUAUACGGAGAACGGGGAGUGGGCCAUCGAUUUCUGUUCUGGACAGAUCUGGCUCCAUGAUGACCGCCCCGUGGAUGCGCCAGGGAACGUUGAAGUCAUCUACACACUCAUCAUCCGAAGGAAGCCCCUUUUCUACAUCAUCAAUAUCAUCGUGCCCUGUGUUCUCAUCUCAGGCCUCGUACUCCUAGUCUACUUCCUUCCUGCGCAGGCGGGUGGGCAGAAGUGUACAGUCUCCAUCUCCGUCCUCCUGGCCCAGACCGUUUUCCUGUUCCUCAUGGCGACAAAAAUACCAGAGACUUCUCUGAGCGUCCCUUUGCUGGGGAGGUAUCUCAUUUUCGUCAUGGUUGUAGCAGCUCUGAUUGUCAUGAAUUGCGUCAUCGUGCUCAACGUCUCUCUAAGGACGCCCAACACUCAUGUUAUGUCUCCUCGGUUACGUUAUGUUUUCUUAGAAUUGUUGCCAGGUCUUUUGGGUUCUACUCCACGUCCGCCAGCGCCAGGGGCAGCUUCUUCCCAACGGAGGGCUUCUUCUCAGGGAAUUCUGCUCCGUGCGGAGGAACUGAUCCUGAGGAAGCCCCGGAGCGAGCUGCUAUUUGAAGGGCAAAGACAUCGGCAUGGGACAGGACCAGCUGCCUCCACUGCCGCACUAUGUCAGAGUCUGGGAACUGCUUCAGCUGAGAUUCGUUGCUGUGUAGACGCGGUGAACUUCUUAGCGGAAAACAUGCGGGAGCAGGAAGACUCUGGGGAGGAAGUUUCCAGCUGGGUCCUUGUGGGAAAAGCCUUGGACAACAUCUGCUUCUGGGCAGCCCUCGUGCUCUUUGGGUUUGGCACAGGCCUUAUCUUUCUUGGUGGUCACCUGAACCAGGUGCCUGACUUGCCCUUUCCCCCUUGUAUGUAGACUUCCUUUUUAACCAGACCACCCAUAAUCCUAAAACUCAGCUUCUUCGAGGGGUGUUGACCCUUAUUGGUCCCUCCAUCUUGAGCCUUAUUGGCCAGUCCCAUCAGGAAAUAAAAUCUUCAAUGACCAGUCACUAAGGCCCAAGUGAAAAGGACCUCCCACAUUUCACUUCCCUCUCCCUAAAUAUCUUUCUUGGACUCCAGUCUCCUUUAUUCAAUUAUUUUUGUUCCAUUGAUAUGACUCACACUGAGGCUUCUCUCUUCUGUGGUACAAGGACCUCAGCAGCCUCCUGCCCUGUAAAAGAAUUCUGGCUUUCCCUAGCCCCCCCAAGAUUUCUCCCACAAAAUUCACGAAUUACAACUAAAGGCCUUUUUAGCCUGUAUUAUUUUUCCCCUAGUGAAUGGGAGUUGGAAUAUUAACUAGUCUACCCGUUUCCCAGACAUUUCCCUCUUUCCUCCUCCCCAACACAAUAGCUAGCAUUUACUAGUGCUUUAAUGUUUGCAAAGCAUU
Molecule: messenger RNA, 2101 nt
Organism: Sarcophilus harrisii (Tasmanian devil)
Lineage: Eukaryota; Metazoa; Chordata; Mammalia; Dasyuromorphia; Dasyuridae
Gene: CHRNE
Product: cholinergic receptor nicotinic epsilon subunit
Exons: 12
Coding region: 107-1591 (494 amino acids)
Biological process (GO): monoatomic ion transmembrane transport; nervous system process; regulation of membrane potential
Cellular component (GO): postsynaptic membrane; synapse; neuron projection
Molecular function (GO): transmembrane signaling receptor activity; acetylcholine-gated monoatomic cation-selective channel activity
Source: RefSeq, a predicted model, not a curated record